Molecule: messenger RNA, 2071 nt
Organism: Ictalurus furcatus (blue catfish)
Lineage: Eukaryota; Metazoa; Chordata; Actinopteri; Siluriformes; Ictaluridae
Gene: ppm1lb
Product: protein phosphatase, Mg2+/Mn2+ dependent, 1Lb
Exons: 4
Coding region: 380-1462 (360 amino acids)
Biological process (GO): protein dephosphorylation
Molecular function (GO): cation binding; protein serine/threonine phosphatase activity
Source: RefSeq, a predicted model, not a curated record
GUAUAUAUAUAUAUGUAUAUAUAUAUAUAUAUAUAUAUAUAUAUAUAUAUAUAUAUAUAUGUGUGUGUGGAGAAGGAGCUUAUCAUCUGAUUCUCUUAAGACAUCUGAUAGGGAAAGAGAGAGCACCGCUUUAUUGCGGAUUUCUAUUUAAAUGAAAGCGCUUGACUGCGGCUGCACACCGGCGGAACCGGCGCCAAUGCGCGCCCGACGCGCUCCCAUUUCUAAGCCAACAACAACAACAACAACAACAGAAACAAAGUGUAAAAGAUUCUUGCGUGUUUGCAGGUCAGAGAUGGACUGAGACGCGCUGAGGGUAUAGACGUGAACAGCUCGAGCAGGUCAGUGAUCUAGAUUUUUUGGCGUGUGCGCGUUUGGAUAAAUGAUAGGAGAUACGAUGACCCUGCUGUCUCUGUUGGGCCGGAUCAUGCGCUAUUUCUUACUACGACCGGAGACGUUGUUUCUGCUGUGCCUGAGCCUGGCUUUAUGGAGCUAUUUCUUCCACACCGACGAGGUGAAGACCAUUGUGAAGUCGAGCCGCGAUGCCGUGAAGAUGGUCAAGGGCAAAGUGGCCGAGAUCAUGCAACACGACCGGUUCGGCCUGGACUUGUCCGAGGCGGAGUUCUCCAAGAGCUGGGAGCUGAAGAGCCCCGGCGCCGCUGUGUACGCCAUCCAGGGACGCCGAGAUCACAUGGAGGACCGCUUCUCCGUGCUCACCGACCCGGUCAACCGGAGCCACCCGUCUAUUUUCGGGAUUUUCGAUGGACACGGUGGAGAGGCAGCAGCAGAAUACGUGAAAACUCGUCUGCCCGAGGUCCUGAAGCAGCACUUACAGAAUUAUGAGAAAGAGAAGGAGAACAGUCUUUUAUCUUACCAAUCCAUCCUGGAGCAGCAGAUCCUCAAUGUGGACAAGGAGAUGCUGGAGAAGCUGUCUGCCACCUAUGAUGAAGCAGGAACAACAUGCCUGGUGGCGAUGUUGUCUGAUAAGGAACUGACAAUAGGUAACGUCGGUGAUUCCAGAGGAGUUUUGUGUGAUAAAGACGGUAAUGCCAUCCCCCUGUCAUAUGACCACAAACCCUACCAACUCAAAGAACGCAAGAGGAUCAAGAAAGCAGGUGGCUUCAUUAGCUUCAACGGCUCAUGGCGCGUGCAGGGAAUCCUGGCCAUGUCUCGAUCUCUGGGCGAUUACCCGCUUAAGAAGCUAAACGUCGUCAUCCCCGAACCUGACGUGGUGACCUUUGACCUGGACAAACUACAGCCCGAGUUCAUGAUCCUGGCGUCAGAUGGCCUGUGGGACGCCUUCAGUAACGAGGAGGCCGUGCGUUUCGUCCGCGAGCGCCUCGACGAGCCACAUUUCGGCGCCAAGAGCAUCGUGCUGCAGGCGUUUUACCGCGGCUGCCCAGACAACAUCACAGUCAUGGUGGUUAAAUUUAAAAAGAGUGGCUCCAAAGCGGCCGAGCAGUGAACCACGAUUAAUAUGAACUAAUAAUAUAUUCAGCAUUAUCAGUAUGAAUCUCAAUCCAAUCUAUUUGAAUAUAUUAUUGGCUCAUAUUAAUAUAUAUGUAAGGAUGCAAAAGGAAAACCAGUUCAUGACUAUUUUUGGAGCAAGAACUGUUUAUUACAAUAAUGUUCAAUUAAAGUAAACUCAUAUCAUCCCGUUAUGUCAUUUUCUUAAAUCCUUUAUUCCAGUUAGCUCACGAUGGAGGGAAACUUUAUGAGAAGCCACAGCUUGUGUAAUGGAGUAACGCAUUGAAGGUCACUUAAGCGUUAUAAUCGUUUAUUCAUGUAAAAGUGUAUUAUUCAGUAAUUACUACAGAUGAUAAAAUAGGUACAUAGAUAUGUAAGUGAAGAAUGGAAGUCCGGGGUUCGGGUAUUGUCAGGAAAAUUAUGGUGUUUCAGGAAUUAAAAAGAAAUAAAAUGCUUUCCUUUUUAGACGAAAACUAAAGCAUUCAUAGCCUCCAGUAGAAUUUGUUCUUAUGUCUGUAAUUUCUUAAGGCAAGACACCACAGGUCACGUCAGCCAAUUUUUCUUAUUUUUGUAUAAAUUGAGGGUAUAAUGUCUUCUCAUAAGCUGU